Crotalus tigris (Tiger rattlesnake) is the source of this 2827-nucleotide messenger RNA. It is a transcript of the gene SLC45A1, whose product is annotated as solute carrier family 45 member 1. The transcript is spliced from 9 exons. The record is from RefSeq and is a predicted model, not a curated record. Bases 423 to 2696 code for a protein of 757 amino acids. Gene Ontology annotation, cellular component: membrane. Gene Ontology annotation, molecular function: sucrose:proton symporter activity. Gene Ontology annotation, biological process: transmembrane transport. NCBI's taxonomy places the organism in Eukaryota, Metazoa, Chordata, Lepidosauria, Squamata, Viperidae.
CAGGGUGACAAUGCUGCCCAGCCUCCUUUCCCAGCCAAAGCUGGACAUCUCCCCUUAGCCUGGCAAAAAGAACAUAUUUUUAUUUAUUUCAUAGAUCACAUUCGGAUCCCCCCCCCAUCAGCUAAAAGCAGAGAGCUGAGCUUUCCUGCCGUCCUGUUCCUUUAAGAAGAGGAGGGGGGAGAGAAAGUGGGUGGGUGUCUGCGGAACUGGGGGGGGAGAGCAGAGGAGGGCGGAGGCUGGUGACAUCACCUCCCAGCCUGAACCCCCAGCUUUCCUUAUGGGGAGGGGGCGGAUGAGAUGAGCAGGGGAGCUGGACCCCUGAUCUUUCCAGGCUGAGCUGCAGGAAUCCAGUUCCCGUCUCCCAAGGAUGCUCCUUCAUCCCUCGUGAUCCAGCCAGGUCAUCCCCUACAGGUAAACGCACAAUGUCUGCUCCUUGCAGCAAGUCCAACAUGAGCGGUCCGACGGUCCUCACGAGUCCGUCCGGCGAAUUGCUCUUCCCUACCGUCUCUUCUCCGGAUCUCUGGAGGACUCAAGUGGUGAAUUAUUCCGGCUGCGUCCCCCGGCACAUCAGCCAUCGGGCUAACAACUUCAAAAGGCAUCCGAAGCGGAGGAAACUGGUCGGACCCUCCCCGCCUCCUCCUCCCAACACCCCCUGCCCGAAGGACUGGGCCCCCUUCGUAGGGAUCGACCAGGAGAGAUCUUUCUUGAAACUGCUCUUCAACGGGUUCAUCUUGUUCGGGAUCGAGUUCAGCUACGCCAUGGAGACGGCCUUCGUCACGCCGGCCCUGCUGCAGAUGGGCCUUCCCGAUCAGCUGUACGGGAUGGUGUGGUUUAUCAGUCCGAUCCUGGGUUUCUUGCUGCAGCCCUUAUUGGGGGCUUGGAGUGACCGUUGCACCUCCCCGAUGGGUCGGAGAAGACCCUUCAUCCUUGUCCUGGCAAUCGGGGCGUUGGUGGGACUCUCCCUGAUGCUGAAUGGCAGGGAUAUCGGCGCUGCCAUCUCCGACACAGGCAAUAAUCACAAAUGGGGCAUCGCCCUGACCAUCUGCGGGGUCAUCUUGAUGGAUUUCUGUGCUGACUCUGCUGACAACCCCAGCCAUGCCUACAUGAUUGACGUCUGUCGCCCGGCGGAUCAAGACCGGGCGCUCAACAUCCAUGCUCUUUUAGCUGGACUCGGCGGUGGCUUUGGCUACGUCGUCGGAGGGAUUAACUGGAAUGGCACCACCUUCGGGAAGGCCGUGGGGGGACAGCUGCGCGUCAUCUACAUCUUUACAUCAAUCACCCUGGUGCUGGCCACCAUCUUAACUUUGGUCAGCAUCCCCGAACAGCCCUUGCCGUCUUUCGGCAAGCAGAAGAAGAUCAUGAAGAGCCCCAGCUUGACGCUCCCCCCCUCUCCCCCGCUGCUGUUCGAGGAGUGUCCCCCCGACAGCUCUGCGGGGUCCCAAAACCCGGUCCACGUGUAUGCCAACUUUAGCAGUCCCAUGUCUCCCCUCAGCCCACUGACUCCGCGGUACGGGAGCCUGAUCAGCUGGGACAGCUCUCUGACAGGGCUGAAUGAUUUCGCUUCCUCCUUCGGCACCUCAAAUAUUGACAGCGUCCUCAUUGACUGCUUCACCAGUGGGACUGACGCCUACUUGUCCAUCCCGGGAAGCUUACCAGGGCAGGGGGUCAGGAUCAGCCUGCCCAGAGCUCAAGAGGAGUUCAAUUGCCCUGAAAAUGCUGCGCUGGAGAGCCGGGAAAAUGGCAGAGAAGGACCGAGGGUGGGGUCCUUGGACGCUAUCAAACCCCAUUCGUCGGGGAUCCUGAAACGGCCGCAGACUUUGGCCAUCCCGGAUAUCAUCACCGGGAACCUUCCAGAAAGCUCUCGGCGAAGGAAUGUCACAUUCAGCCAACAGGUAGCAAAUAUUUUGCUGAAUGGGGUGAAGUACGAGAGCGAGUUGAACGGCUCGAACGAAGUCUUCGAACAGCCCCUGUCGAUAAAGCUUUUGUGUUCCACCGUUUGUCACAUGCCAAAAGUCCUUCGCAACCUUUGCAUCAACCACUUCCUAGGCUGGCUGUCGUUUGAAGGGAUGCUGCUGUUCUACACCGACUUCAUGGGAGAGGUGGUCUACCUGGGGAACCCCAAAGCCCCCCCGGAUUCAGAUGCGCGCCAGAGGUACAAUGCCGGCGUCACCAUGGGAUGCUGGGGCAUGUGCAUUUAUGCGUUCAGCGCGGCCCUGUAUUCAGCCUCCCUUGAGAAAUUGGAAGAAUAUUUCAGCAUCCGCACGCUGUAUUUUAUAGCAUAUUUAGUUUUUGGCCUCGGCACCGGUCUGGCUACCUUGACCCGGAAUAUCUACGUGAUCCUGACGCUUUGCGUCACCUACGGAGUGCUGUUUUCCACCCUCUGCACGCUCCCUUAUUCCUUGCUGUGUGACUACUAUCAAAGUAAACAGUUUGUCGGCACCAGCAAAGACGGGACGAAGCGAGGCAUGGGGGUGGACAUCUCCCUCCUCAGCUGUCAGUACUUCCUGGCCCAGAUUCUAGUCUCCAUCGUCAUGGGUCCUUUAACGGCAGCGGUGGGCAGUGCCAACGGAGUGAUGUACUUCGCCAGUGUGGUCUCUUUCAUGGGCUGCCUGUAUUCCUCGCUCUGCGUCUUUUACGAAAUCCCCCCAGGGGAGGAACUGACUGACGAACAGCAACCGCUGAUGCUGAGCAUAUGAAGGAGGGCAAAAAUAAUUAAAAAAAAAAUUAGCAAUUCAGGGCCCGUGUGCCAUGCUCCCCCCCCUUUUUUUUGUGGGGGUGGGAAGGAUAAUCACAGAUGCAUAUCUAAUUAAAAAAAAAAUAUCCAAGA